AUGUCCGAACCACCGCGUAGGCCGCGGCCUGCCUCCUCUCCCACCCGCGAAAAGUCCCAUUCUCCUUACAGAGACUCACCGUCUCGACGACUACGCGAUCUCGAAACCGGGGCAAAUGUCCAACGCAAUUCUCCCUAUUCCCCUCAGCGCAUCGGAAACGACCCCUAUCCUCCCUCACCCAGCUCCAGAACGGCAGAUUGGGAGCCGAUAAUGUCCAACCCUAUGAAUCAGAGUGACCUCGGUCGCAAGAAAUCCCUGAUCCGCCCCGAGCGUAGUCGAAUAGACCGAGAUCAUCCCAACUACCACUAUCGCAAACAUGCACAGAAUAUGGAGGUCUUCCCUUCUACCACCGGGAACGAUCCUGUGGUGGAAGAGUUGGCCGAAGAGGGGACUGUGAGCUCUGAAAGCACUAAUCUCAACAUGCUAGCCGACGAGGAUCUUGGUGUCCAACCGACCUCACGCCAGCCUGGAAGACUCGAGCCAGUCGGCAAGAAGAGACAACCUCGAAAGUUGGUGAGAAAAGACACUCGAGACUUGACGGCCGAAGAGAAGAGGCGCAUGAAAGAAAUGGAAAAGCUCAAACCGCCCAGUGCCUGGAACGUAUAUUGCUCGGUGGUCACUUUUUGGGCUCCCAAUUUUAUGCUACAUUGCUGCGGAAUGCCGGGGCGGGCCCAGAAAAGAGCCUGGAGAGAGAAGGUCGGCUUAAUCAGUAUCAUCUUUCUUAUUGCGGCCUUUGUCGGUUUUCUGACUUUCGGCUUCACACGAGCGGUAUGCCCAGCUCCGGGACUGAGGUUGAAGAUCAACCAUGUCGAUCGUGGCUACAUGAUAUUCCACGGAGACGCCUACAAUCUUGAUGGUUCCAUGCAUCCAGCAGCUCUGGGGAUUCCUCUCGACAGCAAUGUCCUCUACGAUCUCCCCCACAAGUACGGUGGCCAAGACGGGAGUUUCAUGUUUCAGAAAGUCAAUGGAGAGUGCAAAGGUCUAAUCACCCUCGCACCUGGCUCCGAUGUGCCUACGGACGCUGAUGGCGACCUCGCAUGGUACUUCCCCUGCAACGCCUUCAAUCAGGACGGCUCUUCACAGCCGAACCUAACCAACCCUUACUACCUGGGUUACGCUUGUCAUACCACUGCUAAAUCCAGAAACACAUUUUACACCCUGAGAAAAGCCGGUGAAGUCUUCUUCACUUGGGACGACGUCAAAAACACUAGUCGAAAUCUGGUGGUAUAUUCUGGUUCCGUGGUCGAUCUGGACUUGUUGAGAUGGUUCAACAAGAGCCAAGUUGCUUGGCCAAAACAGUUCGAUGAUAUGCGGGAGAGCGACGAGAUCCGGGGGACGGACAUCACCCACGUGCUGCAGUCUCCCGCGGAUAAAAAGGUCGGCAAGUGUUUGACCCAGAUUGCAAAAGUGGGUUCAGUUGACACCGAGACGGUUGGGUGCAUUGCUUCAAAGGUCGUCCUGUACGUCUCGUUGGUGUUUAUUCUCGCUGUUGUACUGGUGAAAUUCUUUCUCGCCUUGGCCUUCCAAUGGUUCUUGGCUGGCAAGUUUGCGGCCACCAAGACCUCGCAGACAUCCGAUCCAAAAAAGCGGGCCAAGCAGAUCGAGGACUGGGCCGAUGAUAUCUACAGACCGGCUCCCAAGAUCACUGAUCCCGCAAGCACUGUUUCCGGCUCCGAUGCGCGAACCAGUAAGCGUGGAAGUCAGUUGUUCCCUCAGACAUCUCGGUUCACCAGUCCGUAUGCUGUCGAGCGUGUCUCCAAGACGAAUCGUCCCCCGCCAACCACGAUGACCAGUCAGUCUUCGAACGCGCGACUGAUUCAGCCAGGAAGUGGCCUCUACAAAAGCGGAUUCAAUAGCAGUCAAAACACUUUGGACGUCAAUUCUCGGAUGAGCGUUGGUGCUAGCAGAUCCAGCCUUCUCCUGUCCGGUCAGGAAGCCCGGUAUUCAGCUGUGAUGGACGCCCUCGAACCAGGUGGGCCCGUGGGCUUCAUUCACGAGAAUGUAGUUCCCCAGCCACCUCCUGAGUGGCAGCCAUUUGGCUAUCCCCUUGCUCACGUCAUCUGCCUGGUCACUGCAUAUUCGGAAGAUGCAGAUGGUAUCCGAACGACGCUGGACUCUGUAGCAACGACCGACUACCCGAACAGCCACAAAGCAAUACUCGUGAUAUGUGAUGGCCUGAUCAAGGGCAAAGGCAACGACUUGUCGACCCCAGAAAUCGUCCUCAGCAUGAUGGGUGAUUUUGUCGUUCUUCCCGAAGACGUACAGGCCUUUUCAUACGUCGCCGUAUCGAGCGGCUCGAAACGACACAACAUGGCCAAGGUCUAUGCUGGGUUCUACGAUUAUGGUCCGAGCUCGAAAAUCGACCCGACCAAGCAGCAACGAGUGCCCAUGUUAGUCGUCGUCAAGUGUGGAACUCCUGAUGAAGCCGACAAGGCCAAACCCGGCAACCGAGGCAAGCGUGACAGCCAGAUCAUCCUAAUGUCCUUCCUCCAAAAGGUCAUGUUUGAUGAACGAAUGACAGAACUCGAAUAUGAAAUGUUUAAUGGUCUCUGGAAGGUCACGGGCAUGUCUCCCGACUUCUACGAAAUGGUGCUCAUGGUCGACGCUGAUACGAAGGUAUAUCCUGACAGUCUGACGCACAUGGUCUCCGCCAUGGUUAAGGAUCCUGAAAUCAUGGGACUCUGCGGCGAAACCAAGAUCGCGAACAAGACCCAGUCGUGGGUCUCGCGCAUCCAGGUCUUCGAGUACUUCAUCUCGCAUCAUCUGUCCAAAUCCUUUGAAUCCGUCUUUGGUGGUGUCACUUGCUUACCCGGGUGUUUCUGCAUGUACCGGAUCAAGUCACCCAAGGGUGGGCAAAACUACUGGGUCCCAAUCCUUGCCAAUCCCGACAUUGUGGAGCACUAUUCGGAGAAUGUGGUCGACACACUGCACAAAAAGAACCUCCUCCUGCUGGGCGAAGACAGAUACCUCUCGACACUCAUGCUCAAGACAUUCCCCAAACGCAAACAAGUCUUUGUGCCUCAGGCCGUCUGCAAAACAACGGUUCCGGACAAAUUCAAAGUGCUUUUAUCUCAACGACGCCGUUGGAUCAAUUCCACGGUCCACAACUUGAUGGAGCUCGUCCUCGUACGCGACCUCUGCGGUACAUUUUGCUUCAGUAUGCAAUUUGUCGUCUUCAUCGAACUCAUCGGUACCCUUGUAUUACCAGCGGCCAUCGCAUUCACGUUUUACCUAAUUAUCAUCUCCAUUGUCGCCAAGCCCGUACCGGUCAUUCCCCUCAUUCUUUUGGGUCUCAUUCUAGGUCUUCCCGCCGUCCUGAUUGUGAUGACGGCACAUAGCUGGUCAUAUGUUGCAUGGAUGGGAAUUUACCUGCUCUCGCUUCCCAUCUGGAAUUUCGUCCUGCCAGCCUAUGCGUACUGGAAGUUCGACGAUUUCAGCUGGGGAGACACGAGGAAGACGGCAGGAGAGACCAAGAAAUCUAGCGGACACGGGGAAGCCGAAGGUGAAUUUGAUAGUUCGAAGAUCCUAAUGAAGAGGUGGGGAGAUUUCGAGAAAGGUAGAUUUCGCCUACCCUUUUACAUCCCGAGUCUUUGA
This is a messenger RNA of Fonsecaea multimorphosa CBS 102226, 3594 nucleotides long. RefSeq lists its product as uncharacterized. The transcript has a single exon. NCBI's taxonomy places the organism in Eukaryota, Fungi, Ascomycota, Eurotiomycetes, Chaetothyriales, Herpotrichiellaceae. The record is from RefSeq and is a predicted model, not a curated record. Gene Ontology annotation, molecular function: chitin synthase activity. Gene Ontology annotation, cellular component: cell periphery; cell septum. Bases 1 to 3594 code for a protein of 1197 amino acids.